Molecule: messenger RNA, 1749 nt
Organism: Camelina sativa (false flax)
Lineage: Eukaryota; Viridiplantae; Streptophyta; Magnoliopsida; Brassicales; Brassicaceae
Product: transcription activator GLK1
Biological process (GO): positive regulation of DNA-templated transcription
Cellular component (GO): nucleus
Molecular function (GO): DNA-binding transcription factor activity; transcription cis-regulatory region binding
Source: RefSeq, a predicted model, not a curated record
UCUCUCUUUCUCUCUAUAUAAAUGAAUUACUGUCAUCUUUAAUUUGUCACUAGCAAUUGUCAAGCUUUCAAACUUUAUAUUUGGCUUUAGGGGAGAACAAAGAGACUUUACUUUGGAUAUCAAACAUGUCUAGCUAGCUCUCUAUUCUAAGUCUAUCUCUAUCCUAUCUAAUAUCUAUACUUACAUACAAAUUUCUCUCUCUCCAAUUUAUAUUUGGAAAUUAAGUUGGAUCGACAAGUGAAGAUUGAUCGAUGUUAGCUCUGUCUCCGGCGACGAGAGAUGGUUGCGACGGAGCGUCAAAGUUUCUUGAUACGUCGUCGUGUGGAUUCACGAUCAACCUGGAGGAGGAUGAGUUUCCGGAUUUCGCAGACCACGGGGAUCUCCUCGACAUCAUUGACUUCGACGAUCUAUUCGGUGUCGCCGGAGAUGUGCUUCCUGACUUGGAGAUCGACCCUGAGAUCCUAGCCGGGGAUUUCUCCGACCACAUGAACGCUUCUUCCACGAUUACUACGGCGUCGGAUAAGACUGAUAGUCAAGGGGAAGCUAACAAGGGUGUUACCGGAAAAGGUGAAGAAGUCAUCAGCAAAAGAGACGAUGCUGCGGCGGAGACGGUGACUUAUGACUGUGACUUUGACCGGAAAAGGAAGUAUCCCUCUUCUGCUUCUUCCAAGAACAAUUGCAUCAGUAAAAACGACGUGAAGAGAAAGAUAAAGGUGGAUUGGACACCAGAGCUACACAGGAGAUUCGUGGAGGCAGUGGAACAGUUAGGAGUGGACAAAGCUGUUCCUUCUCGAAUUCUGGAGCUUAUGGGAGUCCAUUGUCUCACUCGUCACAACGUCGCUAGUCACCUUCAAAAAUAUAGGUCUCAUAGGAAACAUCUGCUAGCUCGUGAGGCCGAAGCGGCUAAUUGGACUCGCAAGCGGCAUAUCUACGGAGUAGACACCGGAGGUAAUAUUAAUGGUCGGAGUAAAAAUGGAUGGCUUGCACCAGCACCCACUCUUGGGUUUCCACCGCCGCCUGUGGCUGUCGCACCGGCGCCACCUGUCCACCACCAUCAUUUUAGGCCGUUGCAUGUGUGGGGACAUCCCACGGUGGAUCAGUCCGUCAUGUCUCAUGUGUGGCCCAAACACUUACCUCCACCUUCUGCCGCAAUGCCUAAUCCACCGUUUUGGGUCUCCGAUUCACCCUACUGGCAUCCAGUAAUUCAUAACGGGACGACUUCUUAUUUGCCGACCGCAGCUACGAGAUUUAGAGCACCCCCGGUUGCCGGAAUCCCACAGGCUCUGCCGCCGGUGUACAAACCAAAUUAUGGCUUCGGUGGUGGUCGUCCGCCGGUGGACUUACAUCCGUCAAAAGAGAGCGUGGAUGCCGCCAUAGGAGAUGUAUUGACGAGGCCGUGGCUGCCACUUCCGUUGGGAUUGAAGCCACCGGCAGUUGACGGUGUUAUGACGGAGCUUCACCGUCACGGUGUCUCUGAGGUUCCGCCAACAGCGUCUUGAAACGGACAAGCCCCAAAGGCAACACGAACCAAAAAAAAAUUCGACGACAUGUCUUUCAAUUCUUGUAUCUUUUUUUUUGUUCCAAAGGUUGUUUUCGUUUUGACCCUUGUUGAGUGUUGAGAGUCUAGGGUCUCUUUAAUUAAUCGUGUCAUAUUGUGACUAAUAAGGAGAACAUUUUCAUGUGUACGUAGGGUGUUAUAAGUACACUCUCUAGCUAUAAACGCAAAUAAAUGACAUAUAUCCGCUCUAA